UUGCGCGUCUGGCAUUAUGAUGAAGCGAGAUAACCUGCUUCAGCUUGUUAAUUUAUCUAUCAGAAUAGAUUCAUUAUUUGACAGUGACUCGGUUCGAAAAUAUUUAUGAUAGAAGUCGUCGAAAGAUAUUCAUAUUUCGUUUAUGAAGAUGUUAAGAUCUGUAAAGGAGGCGUUAAUUUUUAGUGAUAAAACUGUAGUGUUUCGUUCUGGCUGAACACGUGAUUCAGGAGAAUUUUAUUAAUAAAGUUUAAAAUGGCUAAACUUUAUUCGUAUUAUACAUUAUGCCCACUUAUCGAUCAACAAAAUUUGUUAGGCGUCGAAAGGGACUCGGAAAGCGGGUGUGCAAUCGUGACAUUAGGGAAGAACAUCGUGAUUCGAUAUAAGUUACAGGAUUUGAAACAGCUGAGUAGUUGGACCAGUAAAGAUCGAUUAACGACACAAGUCAUUUAUGAUGAGACAACGGGCCAAUAUGCCUCGAUAUUUAAUGAGAAGAAGAUACGCCUUUGGUCUGCUGAGGAGACAGAUUUGAACAACGUUAAAGGCUACAAAUUCCAAUUUGCUCUGCAUACCAUUCUCACGUUCGAAGGCUGUCCACCCAUAGUAGUACGUAAGAAUGGAGCUACUGCUUCACUGAAGUGGGCUAUAGAGAACAGAAAAUCUUGGUCCAAAGAUGGAAUACUAAAUAAUAGUGAGAGGAUCGUAGACUGUCAUCUAAUCAGAAACAGUGACAAAGUGAAUUUAUGCAUAUUAACUGAGAACGAAGGUACUCACAACUGUGUCAUAGUUGAACUUAAAAAUGAAACUUAUUUGGAGGAAACAGGUUCUAUCAGGAGGUUGCAGUUAAAAAGAAGUUCGGAGGAGCUAGUAGGUCAUACAGUAUUGCAAGCUAAGAAAAAAGCUCAUCUUCUAACGUUGUGGUCGCAUGGCAGAUUGUACAGUCAUCCUUUAACGGAAACUAAUAAUGAAACCAGUUUAAGCACGUUGAUCGGUAUCGUCAAUAAUAUGAAUACUAAAUAUCCUGUAGUUAUGACAGCGUUGAAUGAGACUACCAUAGCCGUGUAUGGAGCCGAUGUCUCUGAAGAAGGAGCUGUGCUAAUGAUUUACAAUGUACAAUUCAAAUUGAUACAAGAUGCACAGAAGCUGAAAUUGUAUACGGAGGAUGCGAAAUUAUGGAAGAUCGAAGACAAGCUGUUGCUGGCUGCGAAUAAGCAUCUGGCGAUUGCACCUUACCAUCUUGCAUCUCAGAAAAUAGCAAGCCUGCUUGGCUCAUCAUUACGUUUCAAAAAUGAUGACGAGACGACGGAUGAUAAUGAGAUCGUUGUAAUACAGGAGUCGACGAUAGCUCAAUGGGAUAAGAAAUGCGCUGCGUUACUUAGACACGAGCCACAGAAACCUCCUUCGAAACUUUCCAAGCAGAUAUCGUCUUAUGUAAAGGAAGGAUUGAGCGAUGCUGCGAUACAAGAAAUAUUGAUUCCACAGUUGAUCGAGUCGAAGAACGUUGAAGCGAUCGUAUGGUGUUUAAACAAUUUCAAAGAUCUCUCGGAGAAGCUGUUGACCGAUCUCUUAAUUUUUGCGCUACGGAGCCCUGACGAUACGUUUAUACCGGUGCAGAAUGGUGUCACCGAUGAUCAGCCGAGAGAUUUAUAUUCACGAAAUAAUUUUCUCGAUAAACUUUUCAGUCUCACUUACUCCGAUGUCUCAUUAUCGUCGUAUCUUAAAAGCGGCUUGAAUUUCAAUGAAAUACUUCAAUUACUGCAAUACUUAAUACUGAAGUUGAACGAUAAAGAUGAUUUCUGUCGGGAUGUCAUACAGCAACCAACCGAUAAACAGUUGUACGAGUGGUCUAGUCUUUUGUUAGAAUCACAUUAUCAGCAUUACCUGUUAUCGCGAGAUCCGGAGGUGUCUACGUUGCUUAAUAAAUUCAGUUUCGUCUUAAACGAUCACCAACAACUGUUCAAAGAUAUGGAAAACCUGAGGCCUAUCUUAAGAAGAAUCAUGAACGGAAAAUCGUCGAAACUGUUACAAAGAAAUCGUAACAAAUUUUAUACCAUAGAAGAAAUAAAACUCUAUUAAAAUGUAGAUGAUGUAUAAUGUCCGGUUUCAUAUGUCUCGCGUCCGAAUCGAAUUGUAAAAUACUUUUUAUAUACAUAAGAGGAAUUGUAAAAUAAAUAUUUAAGUCGAAA
Messenger RNA from Ceratina calcarata, 2183 nucleotides. Its product is annotated as nucleolar protein 11. Gene Ontology annotation, cellular component: nucleus; nucleolus. The transcript has 3 exons. NCBI's taxonomy places the organism in Eukaryota, Metazoa, Arthropoda, Insecta, Hymenoptera, Apidae. Gene Ontology annotation, molecular function: RNA binding. Gene Ontology annotation, biological process: maturation of SSU-rRNA. Bases 253 to 2073 code for a protein of 606 amino acids. The record is from RefSeq and is a predicted model, not a curated record.